Molecule: messenger RNA, 1446 nt
Organism: Dreissena polymorpha
Lineage: Eukaryota; Metazoa; Mollusca; Bivalvia; Myida; Dreissenidae
Product: tubulin polymerization-promoting protein family member 3-like
Exons: 4
Coding region: 110-664 (184 amino acids)
Biological process (GO): positive regulation of protein polymerization; microtubule polymerization; microtubule bundle formation
Cellular component (GO): microtubule
Molecular function (GO): tubulin binding
Source: RefSeq, a predicted model, not a curated record
CACUUAUUGCAUUAUCUGCAAGCUUAUAAUACAGCGUACGCUUAGAAAUAAUGCCGAUGGCGCUAUAGGCGGACAGGUCAAUACAUCGGUCAUUAGUCAAUGUGGUACGAUGGCUGGUGGUGGCGAUGAUCUGGUGAAGAAGUUCGAGGAGUUUUGCACGCUGGCGGGCUCCAAGGACAAGACGCAGAUGACACCAAAAGCGAGCGGCAAACUCGUGGCCGACUGCUUUGAAAAGGGGUACAAGAAGUUUGACGUUAAGGCGAUCUGUGACGCCAGUGUCUUCCCUGCUAUCAAGGAAAAGGGAAAGCCGCACAUGGUGGUUAACAAGGCAAACGUGGACAAGUACAUCACCAAGACUGCGCACGAGAUUGCUAAGAAGAAGACGAAGAACACGAAGCUCGCUGAGAAUGACCCUGAGGUGGAAACUAUCAAGGCUGACCUAAUCAACUGCGUGGCCGCCGGGGGACCCCAUGUUAAGGUCGUGAAAACGUCAGCGACGGGAGGUGUGGACCAUUUGACGGACGCCUCUCAAUACACGGGAUCCCACAAGGAGAGGUUUGACGCUUCCGGCAAGGGUAAGGGGCUCGACGGGCGCGUGGACAAAGUGGACGAUUCCGGUUACGUGGGGAACUACAAGGGCGAGGGCACGUUCGACAAGAAAUAGGGGUCAAACUAAGGGCCGCUAUAUUAAGUGUGGGAGCAAAUAAUAGGACAAAUGUACCGUACUUUGUAUUGUUUAUAAUCGUAUAUCAUAUACUUUAGUUUAUGUUUUGUAAGUAUUUUAAGUACUUGUUAUCGAAGGAAGAAAACAACAUAUGUGUAUUUUACAUUCAAAAUUCUAUCUUUGUGUAUACAAGUUUUUGUUUAAUUCAAGUGUUUGAAUCUCAGUAUUGUCAACAUAGUGUUUAAUGGCUGAUAAGUGCUGUCUAUUUGGACGAUUUUAAAACAUUUAUAGUUUCCUAGUUCAAAAUGCCGUUCGAUUCUUUUUAACUAUGUUAGAACUAGAUGAUCAAAUUUACGUGUCUGCCUCAUUCUUGCUAAACUUGAAAGAAGUCGAUUUUGUAUUAGUUUUGUAUGCACAGUUAUGAUUACCCAUUUAUAUUCUUUAUGUAUAUAAUGGAAUACCGUUGUUUUAUUUUGUACAUUUACACUUUUCAUUAUAUUUGCUCCUUUUAAAGUCUCAUAUUUAAAACUGUGAUAUUAAUUUUGUACUUUAAGUUUCCCCCAAGAGGGUUGUUGUAUUAUUAUAAAUACUCUGCGGAGUUAUUACUUUAAAAUUUUAACUGACAUAACAGGAAUUUAUUUCAGGAAUAAGUGUGCCUUUAAGUGUAUAACCCGCAAAAGUGAACAGAGCGUUUGAUAUCUGUAUUGUACUCAUUUUGGUUUGUAUUAUUGAUAUAGCAUGUACCCGUGUAACUCAAUAUUAAAGGGUCGAAAAGCAUAUAA